UGGUGCGAAUGGACCGGAGCCUCCUGCCUGAGGGGAGCAGGUCAAACAGACUGUGUCCAGGGUGAGAAGGGUCAGCAUACUGCCUUAACUCAGGCCAGAAUCCAUAUGUUUGUGUUCUCAAUCACUCCUGAAAAUUCCAUUUUCUGAGCCAUGAAAAAAAAUUGUUGUGGGAUUUUCACCUUGGACUUUGAUUUUGAUGCAACCCCCACAGAGUACCAUUUCUAAAAUAAGUCACACAUUAACCUCCUUGACUGCCAGACCAAUCAGCUUCAGUUAUGACAGCUGUAAAGCUGCAUCUUUAUCUUUAUGAGUUUUGAAACACUGUGGUUUUCUUGCAGAUUUGAAACUGUAAAAGUCAUGCCUCUCUUGGAAUUUUUAGCUGGGAGCAUUUCAGGUGCACUGGGAAUUGCAGUAGGACAUCCGUUAGACACUGUGAAGGUACGUCUCCAAGCCCAGUCUGUGUAUAAAGGGAUAUUUCACUGUGUGAUUAAAACAUACUCUCAUGAAGGGCUCCAUGGAUUCUUUAAGGGCAUGGCAUUUCCUGUGCUGACCACUGGCAUCACCAACUCCGUUGUCUUUGGCUGUUACAGUAAUGCUUUAGGUUACCUCACUAAGUCUCAGCGCAGUCGAGGCAAACCGGCCUCUGCUGCACAGGUCUUCACUGCUGGCUGCUUCUCAGGCCUGGUGCAGGUGUCGGUUUCUGCACCCAUUGACCUGGUCAAGGUGCGUCUUCAGGGUCAAUCGACAUCAACACGAUAUCGCGGACCCGUGCACUGCGUCGCUGUCAUCGUGAGGGAGGAGGGGCUCAGGGGUCUGUACAGAGGAGGCCUGGCCCUCACUCUGAGGGACGUCCCCUGCUAUGGGCUCUACUUCUUACCUUACGAGGUCACUCGUAAGGUUCUCACUCAAGAUGGCAAAGAGCCAGGCACCUUUGUGAUAUUGGUGGCAGGUGGAUUCGCAGGUGUGGUGACCUGGUCCUUCGCCACGCCCAUGGACGUCGUGAAAGCUCGGCUCCAGAUGUCGGGGGCCGGCGGGCGGGAGUACGGCGGCGUCCUGCACUGCAUGAGAGUGAGCGUGAGGGAAGAAGGAGUGAGGGUGUUUUUCAAAGGCCUCCUGCUGAACAGCCUGAGAGCAUUUCCGGUCAACGCUGUCACAUUCCUCAGCUACGAGAGCCUGAUGAAGAUUUUUUAUCCACCACGAGCCAGUCACUCUUCACAGUAAAGGGAUGGAGACACUGACUUCAAGGAUAAAAUAUCUUUGAGACGAUUUCAGUAUAAAGAGUGUUCUCAGUUACUAAAUGCUGUUUUUAAACUGCCUGUAGAAUAAGUCAAAGCAUCAGAAACCUGGGAACACUUUAAAUUCAACCUACUGGUGAGGAAAGAUUAGCUGCUGCCAGUGAGCCUCCUGCUACACGAGUAUACACACUUUAGAUCAAAACUGCUACAGUCAACAUUUCUGCAUUAACAGCAUAUCACAAUAAAAGUGAUGACUUGAAAUGACUCCA
Maylandia zebra (zebra mbuna) is the source of this 1504-nucleotide messenger RNA. NCBI's taxonomy places the organism in Eukaryota, Metazoa, Chordata, Actinopteri, Cichliformes, Cichlidae. The record is from RefSeq and is a predicted model, not a curated record.